AUGAUUUCUCAAAGUGGUAGAUCACCGACCUCUGGUGUUGUUGAAACCUUUCACCCUUCUUAUUCUUGCUGCAGUCCUGUCUCUAGGUCAAUGUCUAGCGGGUGGGAAGAGUUAGUGGAUGGACAGCAAGGAUGGGUCAUGUUGGAUCUUGUUUUGGGAAAAGGAUUUGAGUACGGCAAUAUAAUUUUAACAUCUGCUUUUGGAGAAAAAAUUAAAGCUAAAUUGAUUAAAACUUCGAUCUCCUUAGGAAACGUUAAUACCUCAUUAAAUCAUCCCAUGGAAGUAGUUCUGGCUUUGACCGACAAAUUAUGUGUGGAUGCACUUAUUCCACAAUCUCUCUAUGAGUCCUUAUGCGAAAUAUCUUCGUAUAAUAAUGAAGAUAAAAUAAGUAAAAGCGCGGAGAAAGGGAAUCCCUCUUUUUCAGAAGAGAAGGCUAAUAUUUUUUGCCAGAUGCCCUCAGACGAAGAGUUAUCUGAGGAGGCGGGAGGGAAUGAUUCCAUUUCUUCGGAAGAAUGUUUUAUUGCCUCUGACGCGAUAAAAUUAAAGCAAGAACAAAUCGAGUGUUCUUCUUUAGAAAAUGUUCGGCAAGCUUUAAAAUUAAAUAAAGGAAAUUUUAUUUUAAUUGAGAAUUUAAUUUAUCAUAAAGAUAAAAUUCUUAAUGAGCCUGUAACUCAAUUAGUGUUACCGCGUAAAAGAAUAGAAAAAGUGAUGAAACUCGCUCACGAGUCUGUUUUCGGAGGACAUUUCGGUGUUAAGAAAACUAAAGAAAGAAUAAAGUAUAGUUUCUAUUGGCCUAAUAUGGCAAGCGAUAUUUCGAAAUUCGUAUUAACAUGUGAGGGUUGUCAAUUGAGGAGAAAAGAAAAAAUUAGUGAUAGGUCUCCAAUUACACCUGUUCUUCGACCUGAACUUCCAUUUGAAGUUGUGAACGUAGAUCUGAUAGGUCCAAUUGAACCUCCAUCUGGUCGUGGGCAUAAGUAUAUAUUGUGCUUAAUGGACCAAAUGUCUCGUUGGCCCGAAGCGGUACCCCUUCGGUCACUUUCCGCCAAAGUAACGUGUGAGGCGCUUUUAAACANGCCCAAGGAAGCGUAUUCCUUACUUAAUGCGCACGCACAUCCUAACCUUUUAACUAAACAGUGGUUAGAUGGUCAUUCUUGUGAUUCUUCCCGCGCAGCAAAUGUGAUUGAAGGCUGGCGAUGCAGACGGCCUCCUCUUAUAUGUUAA
This is a messenger RNA of Parasteatoda tepidariorum (common house spider), 1221 nucleotides long. Lineage: Eukaryota; Metazoa; Arthropoda; Arachnida; Araneae; Theridiidae. The record is from RefSeq and is a predicted model, not a curated record.